Messenger RNA from Closterium sp. NIES-67, 507 nucleotides. NCBI's taxonomy places the organism in Eukaryota, Viridiplantae, Streptophyta, Zygnematophyceae, Desmidiales, Closteriaceae. The record is from the annotation of a GenBank genome assembly.
AGGGGAUGGACAAACAACACGAAAGGACUCGAAGGGUCGCAACUGGAGGUUGCGACUGACAGUUACAGCUGCAAAGAUGCUCUCAACGUCUCUGAAGACAUGUCUCUGCAAGGGUCGAGUGGUGACAAUGCAGGUUUCGUGGAAGAGCAGGAGGCAGAGGAGGGGGAGGCGGGAGAGGAGGGAGAGGAGGGAGAGGAGGGAGAGGAGGGAGAGGAGGGAGAGGAGGGAGAGGAGGGAGAGGAGGGAGAGGAGGAGGAGGAGGAGGAGGGGGGUGAAGCGGCGGAGCCAGGAGAGGAGGAUCCGUACCCAGAGACUAAGAAGUGCCGUGGCGCAGCAGCAGAAGCCGAGAAGCUGACAGAGCAAGAGAGCACUGCGAGGCAUGCCUGGGGGGUGCUAGAUUACAUCAAGCACCCCCCAGGAGGAUCAGUAGAUGAGGAGGAGGGGGGCUGUGAUUUUAGUACUAUGGAGACCCAUGAGGAUUUCUAAUAGACUACUCUUGUCCUAUCU